Molecule: messenger RNA, 3809 nt
Organism: Punica granatum (pomegranate)
Lineage: Eukaryota; Viridiplantae; Streptophyta; Magnoliopsida; Myrtales; Lythraceae
Source: RefSeq, a predicted model, not a curated record
AUGGCUUCGCUGUCAAGCCAACCGUCCAAGAAGAUUAGGAGUCCCAGAGAUUCGGGCAACUCCAGCCACCACCAACACCAGAACAGCAGCGGGAGCGGGUCCCGAGGCGGGCAGACAGUGAAAUUUGCAAGGAGGACAUCGAGCGGGCGGUAUGUCAGCCUGUCCAGGGAGGACCUUGACAUGUCCGGGGAGAUUGCGGGCAGUGGCGACUACAUGAACUACACCGUUCACAUCCCCCCCACCCCAGACAACCAGCCUAUGGACUCCUCGGUCGCUGUCAAGGCCGAGGAGCAGUACGUGUCCAAUUCGCUCUUCACUGGAGGUUUCAACAGCGUGACCAGGGCGCACCUCAUGGAUAAGGUCAUCGACUCCGAGGUCUGCCACCCCCAGAUGGCCGGCUCCAAGGGCUCCACCUGCGCCAUGCCUGCUUGCGAUGGCAAGAUCAUGAAGGAUGAGCGGGGCCAGGACGUGACACCUUGUGAAUGUCGGUUCAAAAUCUGUAGGGACUGCUAUCUCGAUGCGCAGAAAGAGAAUGGGAUAUGUCCUGGUUGCAAGGAGCCUUACAAGUCGGCAGACUAUGAUGAUGACAUUGAGUACUCGAAUGGAAUGCUGCAGCUGCCACCAGGGGAGAGCAGGAACAACAACAUGACCAUGAUGAAGCAGAACCAGAAUGGGGAGUUUGAUCACAACCGAUGGCUCUUUGAGACCAAAGGUACGUAUGGAUACGGGAGCGCCUUCUGGCCCCAGGACGAUAUGUACGGUGAUGAUGGGGAUGAUGGCAUUCCUGGAGGGAUUAUGGACCCUGCUGAUAAGCCCUGGAAACCUCUCAGCCGGAAGCUUCCGAUCCCUGCCGGUAUUAUAAGCCCCUACAGGUUGUUGAUGGUCGUUCGUCUAGUGGUCUUGGUUUUCUUUCUGCAUUGGAGAAUUGUGCACCCGAACGAAGACGCAGUGUGGCUGUGGGGAAUGUCUGUGGUGUGCGAGGUGUGGUUCGCGUUCUCGUGGAUCCUGGAUCAGGUCCCAAAGGUCUGCCCAGUGAACCGAGCAACUGACCUUCAGGCCCUCCAUGACAAGUUCGACACGCCCUCCCCCUCCAACCCCACCGGCCGCUCUGACCUUCCUGGUGUCGACCUCUUCGUCUCCACUGCCGACCCGGAGAAGGAGCCGCCCCUUGUUACCGCCAAUACUAUCCUGUCCAUCCUAGCCGUCGACUACCCUGUGGAGAAAACUGCAUGCUACAUCUCUGACGAUGGUGGUGCGCUGCUGACCUUUGAGGCAAUGGCAGAGGCGGCCAGCUUUGCGGACCUGUGGGUACCCUUCUGCCGGAAGCAUGACAUUGAACCGAGGAACCCUGAAACCUACUUCAGCAUGAAGACUGACCCGACCAAGAACAAGAGCCGGUCGGACUUCGUGAAGGACCGGAGGAAGAUGAAGAGGGAGUACGAUGAGUUCAAGGUGAGGAUCAACGCGCUACCUGACUCGAUCCGCAGGAGGUCAGACGCGUUCAAUGCGAGGGAGGAGAUGAAGAUGAUGAAGCACUUGAGGGAGAGUGGAGCUGACCCCCUCGAACCCAUCAAGGUCCAGAAAGCCACAUGGAUGGCCGAUGGAACACACUGGCCCGGCACCUGGGCUGUCUCAGCUCCCGAGCACGGCAAAGGCGACCAUGCCGGAAUUCUUCAGGUAAUGCUGAAGCCCCCAAGUUGUGAUCCUCUACUGGGAAAUGCAGAAGAUAAGCUCAUAGACUUCACGGACGUGGACACGAGGCUUCCCAUGUUCGUGUAUGUAUCGCGUGAGAAACGGCCGGGAUAUGACCACAACAAGAAAGCUGGAGCCAUGAAUGCUCUUGUACGAGCAUCUGCCAUUCUGUCCAAUGGACCUUUCAUCCUCAACCUUGACUGUGAUCACUACAUCUACAACUGUAAGGCCAUCCGUGAAGGGAUGUGCUUUAUGAUGGACAGAGGCGGUGAAGACAUAUGCUACAUUCAAUUCCCGCAAAGGUUCGAGGGUAUCGAUCCUUCUGACCGAUAUGCCAACCGCAACACCGUGUUUUUCGAUGGGAACAUGCGUGCCCUCGAUGGUGUGCAGGGUCCUGUGUAUGUGGGCACCGGAUGCAUGUUCAGGCGGUUCGCGCUAUACGGCUUCAAUCCACCGGAUACGAAGAAAUUGGAGACCAUCAAGACCGAUUCGGAGAUGCAGGCCCUGAAUGCUUCCGAGUUCGAUCCUGAUCUUGAUAUGCAUUUACUGCCCAAGCGGUUUGGAAACUCCACAUUGCUGGCAGAGUCCAUCCCAAUCGCUGAGUUCCAAGGCCGUCCUCUUGCAGAUCAUCCUGCAGUGAAGUUUGGGAGGCCACCAGGCCUUCUCAGGGCCCCACGAGACCCACUCGAUGCCGCUGUUGUAGCAGAAGCCGUAUCUGUCAUAUCCUGUUGGUACGAGGACAAAACCGAAUGGGGCGAUCGUGUUGGCUGGAUUUAUGGCUCCGUGACAGAGGAUGUCGUGACAGGCUAUCGGAUGCACAACCGUGGGUGGCGGUCGAUAUACUGUGUCACCAAGCGUGACGCAUUCCGUGGGUCAGCUCCAAUCAACCUGACAGACCGGCUUCACCAGGUUCUGAGGUGGGCCACAGGAUCAGUUGAGAUCUUCUUCUCCCGGAACAAUGCCUUCCUCGGCACCCGGAAGCUCAAGUUCCUCCAGCGCCUGGCCUAUCUCAACGUUGGGAUCUACCCUUUUACGUCCAUAUUCCUCAUUGUCUACUGCUUUCUUCCUGCCCUGUCCCUGUUCUCCGGGAACUUCAUCGUGCAGACCUUGAAUGUCACAUUCCUCGUCUACUUGUUGAUCAUCACUAUCUGCCUCAUCAUGCUUGCCGUCCUUGAGGUGAAAUGGUCCGGGGUGGCCCUGGAGGAGUGGUGGAGGAACGAGCAGUUCUGGCUCAUCUCCGGAACAAGCUCCCACCUGGCUGCAGUGGUCCAGGGCCUCCUGAAGGUCAUUGCCGGGAUUGAGAUCUCCUUCACCUUGACCUCCAAGUCAACAGGAGAAGACGACGAUGACAUUUAUGCAGAUCUGUACCUCGUGAAGUGGACCUCCCUCAUGAUCCCACCAAUCGUUAUCGCUAUGAUCAACAUCAUCGCCAUCGCCUUUGCAUUCGCUAGGGAGAUCUACAGCACGGUUCCUAAGUGGAGUAAGUUCGUCGGAGGAGCUUUCUUCAGCUUCUGGGUGCUGGCACAUUUGUACCCUUUCGCCAAGGGCCUGAUGGGGAGAAGAGGGAAGACUCCGACUAUUGUGUUCGUGUGGUCUGGUCUAAUUGCGAUAACUAUCUCACUGCUUUACAUUGCCAUCAACCCACCCAAGGGAGGUACAGCAGAAACAGUUGGAGGCGGUUUCCAGUUCCCAUGAGCCGACGUAAAGGAAGUGUUUGAAGUUCUCUCUCUUGAAGUGAAUAUGGUUCUUUCUUCCAAUGAUCUCAGGCUACCAGACAAGGACAGUUUUAGGAACAGAAGAUUCAUUUACGAAGAUCGGUGGAUUCAUUUCAGUUCAUGAACAGGGAAGCUGAUUGCUGUUAUGAUUUCGGGUAUUGAACACAGGGAAGGAUAAAUCUGCUUGGGCCUGAGGGUUCUUGGAUGAUUUAGGAGUGCAAAUUUUCGGAUGAUUUAGGAGUCCGAAGACUGAUUAUGAUCAGUAGGGGAAAGAAUUUAUGGCAGUCUUCACAUGAAGAAUUUUUUUUGUUUUUUAAUUUGUCGACGUGCAAUAGAGGUCUCGGCACCUGCUUAAAACUUCCAGUACUUUGUGUUCUUUAUAUACAUUUUUGUUAGCUGUAA